AGUCUCGCAUAUGUAUAAAAGUCGUACGCGGUGAGAUUUUGCCGCCUGGUUUUCCGGUACGAUUAUAGGUUAUCAUCUGUUAUCAUCCUAUAUCGUGUUGUUUGAUUAUUUUUGUGCGUCGAUGGUCCCUGUCGAUGCUUCAAGGCAUUAUCGCCUUUAUUUGCAAUCAAAUUCAACAUCUGGUAAAACCAGUCCUCGGGGAUAUACAAUAACCAAGAAUCGGUUUUGAGUCUUUCUUGCUAGCAUCGACGCUGAACGGUUCUUUUUGGAACAGACGCUACAGACAAAAUGCCAAGACCAAGAGUAUAUACACGCUCUGUUUUAACCAAACGUCCACUCCAUAUGACAUUAAACUUAGAAUGUACAGAAGAACCUCUGAGCGAAGCACAGUUAACAUCAAGAACAAAACACAAAGAGGAUUAUACUAGGGUGACAGCAAUUUUAGAAGAACUAGUUAAAGAUCAUGGCGGUAAAUUGGUCUGUCAAGCAGGUGUUGUCAGUGGUUAUCAGUACACAUUACCUACAAAUCCAACAACAACCCCGGCAGUAAUGCCAAAUAAUCCUCAGAUAUUAAAUGUUACCCAGCAAAACAAAAACACAGCACCAAUCAAACUAAAUAUCAGUAAUCCAACUGGAUCUCAAGGGAAUAUUCAAUUAGUAGUUGAUCCACGUAUGGGAGGUAUUAUAGGAGGAACAACCACUACAACUACAUCUGUGGUUUCAACAACUGCACCUCAACAAGAAAAUUACAAGUAUACCAGGUCUGGGAGAAGAACAAAAGUUCUUCAAACACAACAGCCUGAUAUUAUAGAAGAGCCUGCAUCCACAGUUACUCGUUCGAGACCAAAGACUGGAUCAGCAACGCAUGUGGUUACAUCAGCUACUAUCCCACAAAAUACGACAAGUCUUAGGAUAAAAGCUAUCAAUAAACAACAGACAGUAAGUCAAUCAACUUUCAAACCUACUGAGCAAACUAGUGUAGGAGGAAUAUCUGUUGGCUAUAAUACAGGCAAUGAACAAAUUGAUGAAGCCAAAAAGAAUCAACCUGAUGGCAGAGAAUUUACAUUUAACAAAACAACCGGUGGUCGAACUUUUCCAUCUUUAGUAGUAGUAGCAAGGCCGAAUUUACGUAGCAAAGAUAUCGGAUCACAAAUUGCACAAAAAGAAAGACAAGCAUUAGAUGCCAAAGUUAAAAGCGUGCUCAUGUUUUCUGCUACGAAAUUCGCUGAAUGGUUAAUACAACAGGGUUUAAUAAGAUCGGAACAAUAUUGUUCGCAACACAGCUCAAAUUAUCAACGGACUAAACUUAAAUUGGGAAUGUACAGUGAUCAAGGAACAUUUCCUUAUUCGGGUGGUUAUGUUUGGAUAUCUAGUUGUUGUCCUGAUAAAUUUGUCUCUGUUUUUUCUGGUUCUCUCUUUCAAGGGGCUCCUUAUACACCUACAGUCCUGUUAAAAUUGAUUUAUCAUUGGGCGUGUCAGACUAACGUGCAAAACGUAAUUUCCUGGGUGAAAGUGUCUAAUUUAUAUUUGAAAAAUUUUUAUACGAAUUUACGUAGUGUAUGUACAUCAACAGUAUGGGAUAAGAGUCGUAAAAUGGGCGGUAAAAAUUCGGUGAUACAGAUUGGCGUAAUAAGUUUGGGUACUACAUCGCAAGAUGGACAUAUGCGACAGGUCAAAGUCGAGGUUCUCGGUGUUUUUGAUCCAACUACAUUGGACAUACGAUUGCGCGCUUGUGAACCGAUGCAAAACGGAGAUAGAUCAUUCAAAAGACGGUUUAAUAAUAUCUUACACCCAUUGAAAGACUGGGUUCAUACAGAUUCGAAAAUAAUGACUGACUUUACCGUUGAUAAGGGCACCUUGCAUGACAUGGGCUACAGUGAUGUUGUGCAACUUGCAUUUGCUGAACAGACUAAAAAUGUAAUGAGUAAUUACCAUAUCAUGGAAUAUCUUCGAAAAAUUGUCCCAAGAAUGUUUCAAAACACAUUGAGUUUGCUCAGCAGACAAAUGAUACAACAAUUCUUAGACGAAUUAAUAUGGAGAGAGAUGUAUGGAAAUACAUCGGAACGUGCAUUUGACAAUAUUAUUCGACACAUUUCGGAACAAACCAAACUCGAUUCCAACGAUAAUCUGCUAGAUCGUUUAGCAAAAAUCGCAUCUAAUCCAUUUCACGAUUGGUCUUACUCGAACAAAUCAUCGCCAGUGAUAGAUUCAACUCCAAUAACUGAUGUAUCAUCGGUUCAGAAUAAAAUUCCUGAUACUAUUUCAAUAAAAGUGUCUAGUCUGAAACGAAGCAGAAAACGAAAUUAUCCUAUAAUAACUUCGGAACACGAACUGCAAAGAACAAUUAAUUUAAAGAAUAAUAAAGAAAAAGAUGAUAAAGGUGAAAAGGAACCGAAAGAGCAAAUUCAGCUCCAAGAAUUGUAUUAUGCUACAAUGGAAGGUGAUCAGAAUCAUCUUAAAGAAUAUAAAUCUCCAUUAUAUUUCAAGUGUUUCCUCUGUACAAUGGUGAUGAGGUCUAAUACUGAAGUGAUGGAGCAUAUGGUUAAUCAUGUACCCCCGCAAGUGCCCGGUCAAUCGGAAUUGUCAAUAUGUCGUUACUGUUGCACCGCGCUUUCAUCGCAGCAUCAGAUGCUUAUACACGUGGCAGAAACACACAGCAAUUUUGGUCAUUCUGAUGGCCCCAUGGUAGUUUGUGCUAUUUGUGAAGAGAAAUUCGGAAAAAGCAAAUCGUUAAUCGAGCACCUAUCAUUGAUGCAUUAUCCUUCGGAAAUGCCAUAUCGUUGCGAAAGUUGCGGUUAUCGCACAUCCAGUCAUAAGGAUGUCAUAGAUCAUUAUUAUAAAAUUCACAAAAAAGGAGAAGGAUUGCAGUGCCCUUAUUGCCUUAAGGUAAUACAAUUUGCGAACGAGGGGAAUCCAAGUGCGUCCAAUGUUCACGCUUAUUUGUCGCACAUGCAAAGGCACGUUGUAAGAAGGGAUCAAGGAAGAGGCAAUAAAUGUUCAAGAUGUUGCCUCUGGUUCAAUCAAAAGAGUUCGUUAACGAUACAUCAGCGAGAAUUGCAUGACUAUGUUUUUAAUUCAAAAGCGGUACCAUAUUCUGCUGGCAAAAAUGGAAUAAUGAUCCCGAAAGAACGGCCAGAAAUGAAACGAUUUAUUGUAGAUAGUCCACCGCCCGAGUUACCACCGGAUGAAAAGAUACAAAAAUGGGAUACUGGACCAAUAUCAGUGAACACUUCCGUCAGAUAUUUAGCAUGCCAGGAGUGCGAAGAAGAUAUUGAGGAAGAAGAUCAUUAUCCAGGCGAACAGCGGUGUCAACAAUGCCGUUACGUCACAUGCUGUUGGCGUGCAUUCCAAGAACACCAACAACAAAUUCACAAUGAAAGGCCGAAGACCAGUUUGAUCGUGCCAUCGCCUUUAAUUAACAUCCCGCUAGAAAAAAAACUGCAGUGCCUGUGCGGUUAUACGUCGACUGAUGGCAAUCGAUUAGCAAGACACUUGACAAAGUGUAAAAAAGUAUUGGCACGUCCUAUUGAAGAAUCAGCACCAUCUGGUAUGCUCGACAGUUUAGGAUUAGUUCCGAAAACCUCUUCUGAAGAAGCUGAUACGUUCGAGAAAUCCAAUUAAAUGUGACAAAAAAACAAAAAUGUAAUUGCUAUUAAUAAAGUGAAUUAAUUCUGUAUUAGGGAUGAAUGAGAUAUAUAAACUGAUAUGAAAAAGAUA
Molecule: messenger RNA, 3717 nt
Organism: Nylanderia fulva
Lineage: Eukaryota; Metazoa; Arthropoda; Insecta; Hymenoptera; Formicidae
Gene: row
Product: relative of woc
Source: RefSeq, a predicted model, not a curated record